Molecule: messenger RNA, 1440 nt
Organism: Perca flavescens (yellow perch)
Lineage: Eukaryota; Metazoa; Chordata; Actinopteri; Perciformes; Percidae
Product: protein-glutamine gamma-glutamyltransferase 2-like
Exons: 11
Biological process (GO): peptide cross-linking
Cellular component (GO): mitochondrion
Molecular function (GO): protein-glutamine gamma-glutamyltransferase activity
Source: RefSeq, a predicted model, not a curated record
AUGAAAGAAUCUGUCUUCAAGGGAGUGGAUCUCCACCCACAGACCAACAACGUUAACCACCGCACCAGAGAAAUCUCCCUGACUCGGCUGAUAGUGAGGCGGGGCCAGGCCUUCAAACUGACCCUUAAUCUGAGGCAACCUUUCAACCCUUCUGUUCAGCCGCUCUGCAUCUCUGCAGCGACAGGCAAACUUCCAACUGAGAAACAGGGGACGUUAUCAUUCUUCGGUGUCCCAGAUGUUGUCAAACGUUCACCGUCAGCAAAGGCGGUGUGGAAGGUAGAGCUUGACAAGGGUUCCUCCACAACAACAGGCAACCUGAUCCUCACCGUCACCCCCCCGGCUGACACCCCCAUAGGGGAGUACAACAUGACUGUGAAGCACAGAGAUCAGGAAAUGGUUCUGGCAAAGCCUGUGGUGCUCUUCAACCCCUGGUGUCCCGAUGACUGGGUGUAUCUGAAGGAUGAAAAUGAGAUAAACGAGUAUGUGAUGAAUGAACAAGGAAUUAUCUACAGAGGUAGUAGCAACUACAUCGGCUACUGUAACUGGGACUUUGGACAGUUUGAAGACGACAUGGUGGACAUUUGUUUGAGGAUGUUGGACCUCAACCCCAAGUACAUGAAAGAUCCCGGUGACGAUGUCUCUGCUCGCUGUAACCCCAUCUAUGUCAGCCGCGUGGUCAGCGCCAUGGUCAACACUAAUGAUGAUCGUGGUGUCCUGGAGGGAAACUGGUCAGAUUCAUAUGCGAAUGGGGUCUCACCCACUCACUGGACCGGCAGUUACGCCAUCCUUAAGCGCUGGUUUGUCUCCGGCUCCCGGCCGGUCAAGUACGGGCAGUGCUGGGUGUACGCCGGUGUGAUGUGUUCAGUGAUGCGCCUGCUGGGCUUCCCCUGCCGCGUGGUCACCAACUUCGAGUCAGCCCACGACAACGAUAGGAAUCUGACCAUCGACGUGUACCACGCCGACUACGGAGUCAGAGAGACACCAUCCCCAGACAGCAUUUGGAACUUUCACGUGUGGGUGGAGGCAUGGAUGAGGCGGCCAGACCUGGCAAAAGACGGCAAAUAUGACGGCUGGCAAGUUCUGGAUCCAACACCACAGGAGAAGAGCCAAGGUGUUUACUGCUGCGGUCCAGCCCCCGUCGUAGCCAUCCUGAACGGAGAAACAGACCUCAAAUAUGACACCCCAUUUGUCUUCGCUGAGGUCAAUGCCGACUGCAUCGACUGGCUGGUCAAAGCUGACGGUUCAAAAGUGAAUAUCUUCUCUGACACGGCGAGAGUCGGUCAGAAUAUCUCUACCAAGUCUGUCGGCUCCAAUAAGAGGAUGGACAUCACCGACAGCUACAAAUACAGAGAGGGAACAGAGAAGGAGAGGUCUGUCUUUCACUACGCCACCACCAGAGACCUCUCCAAGGCUGAUGCGAUUGAAGAGGAGGGGGAGAGG